This is a messenger RNA of Wasmannia auropunctata (little fire ant), 3945 nucleotides long. It is a transcript of the gene RpII140, whose product is annotated as DNA-directed RNA polymerase II subunit RPB2. The transcript is spliced from 7 exons. Gene Ontology annotation, biological process: DNA-templated transcription. The record is from RefSeq and is a predicted model, not a curated record. Lineage: Eukaryota; Metazoa; Arthropoda; Insecta; Hymenoptera; Formicidae. Gene Ontology annotation, cellular component: RNA polymerase II, core complex. Bases 157 to 3693 code for a protein of 1178 amino acids. Gene Ontology annotation, molecular function: DNA-directed RNA polymerase activity; DNA binding; ribonucleoside binding.
CUCUGGUUCAACUAGUUCAAGAAGAGAAAAAAGAUAGAAAGGAAGCAUUUGUGUAGAGCAUUCGGCUUCAGUUUGUGUAUUGUUAGUAAAUAGAGUAAGGUUGUUACACAGUAAAGUGGGAGCUAUAUCUCGAAAUCAUACAUUUCGUAAACGAGAAUGAGUAAUAUUUUUGGUAUCGAAGAUGAUCAAUACGAUGAGGAAGACGCGGAUGAAAUCUCGUCGAAACUUUGGCAAGAAGCCUGUUGGAUCCUCAUCAACGCGUACUUCGACGAGAAGGGACUUGUACGGCAGCAGCUGGACAGCUUCGAUGAAUUCAUCGAAAUGUCCGUUCAGCGUAUCGUCGAGGACUCGCCGCAGAUCGAACUGCAGGCGGAGGCGCAGCACACCACGGGCGAGAUAGAGAAGCCCGUGAAACAUCUGUUGAAAUUCGAGCAGAUCUACUUGUCGAAGCCGACCCACUGGGAGAAAGACGGCGCGCCGUCUCCCAUGAUGCCCAAUGAGGCCAGAUUGAGAAAUUUAACGUACUCCGCGCCGUUGUACGUGGACAUCACCAAGACGAUUAAGAAGGACGACGAGGAGCCCGUUGAGACGCAACAUCAGAAAACGUUUAUCGGCAAAAUCCCGAUUAUGUUGAGGUCCAAGUAUUGUCUGCUCGCCGGCCUGUCCGAUCGCGACUUGACGGAGCUGAACGAAUGCCCGCUGGACCCCGGCGGAUAUUUCAUUAUCAACGGCUCGGAGAAGGUCCUUAUAGCGCAGGAGAAAAUGGCGACCAACACCGUCUACGUGUUCAGCAUGAAGGACGGCAAGUAUGCCUACAAGGCGGAAAUCCGGUCCUGCUUGGAGCACAGCUCGCGUCCGACCUCGACUCUGUGGAUCAACAUGAUGGCCAAGAGCGGCGCCAGUAUCAAGAAGUCCGCCAUAGGUCAACGCAUCAUCGCUAUUAUUCCUUACAUCAAGCAGGAGAUUCCCAUAAUGGUGGUCUUCCGAGCGCUUGGAUUUGUGGCCGAUCGCGACAUCCUCGAGCACAUUAUUUACGAUUUCGACGAUCCCGAGAUGAUGGAAAUGGUGAAGCCGUCCCUGGACGAGGCUUUCGUCAUACAGGAGCAGAAUGUCGCUUUGAACUUUAUCGGCACCAGAGGCGCCAAGCCCGGCGUCACCAAGGAGAAGCGAAUCAAAUACGCCCGAGAGAUCCUGCAGAAGGAGAUGCUGCCGCACGUUGGGAUAAGCGACUUCUGCGAAACUAAGAAGGCCUACUUCCUCGGCUACAUGGUCCACAGAUUGCUGUCGGCGUCUCUGGGACGCAGGGAACUGGACGACCGCGAUCAUUAUGGUAACAAGAGAUUGGACCUGGCCGGGCCUCUGCUGGCGUUUCUGUUCCGCGGUCUGUUCAAGAACCUGAUGAAGGAGGUGCGCUUGUACGCGCAGAAAUUCAUAGAUCGCGGGAAGGACUUCAAUCUCGAGCUGGCCAUCAAGACGAAAAUUAUCACGGACGGCCUGAGGUAUUCGCUCGCCACGGGCAACUGGGGCGACCAGAAGAAGGCGCAUCAGGCGAGGGCGGGUGUGUCGCAGGUGCUGAACAGAUUGACCUUCGCGUCGACGCUGUCGCAUUUGAGGCGGGUGAACUCGCCGAUCGGGAGAGACGGUAAACUCGCGAAACCGCGUCAACUGCACAACACGCUGUGGGGCAUGCUUUGCCCCGCGGAGACCCCCGAGGGCGCUGCCGUGGGGCUGGUGAAAAAUCUGGCCCUGAUGGCGUACAUAAGCGUCGGGUCGCAGCCCUCGCCUAUCCUGGAAUUCUUGGAGGAGUGGUCCAUGGAGAACCUCGAGGAGAUAGCGCCGAGCGCGAUCGCCGACGCCACGAAGAUAUUCGUCAACGGAUGCUGGGUCGGCAUCCACCGGGAUCCGGAUCAGCUGAUGGCCACUUUGCGCAAACUGAGACGGCAAAUGGACAUCAUCGUGUCGGAGGUGUCGAUGGUCCGCGACAUCAGGGAUCGCGAGAUAAGGAUAUACACGGACGCCGGCAGGAUCAGCAGACCUCUGCUCAUAGUGGAAGGUCAAAAUUUGUUGCUGAAGAAGAGACAUAUUAACAUGUUGAAAGAGAGAGAUUACAACAAUGACGGAUGGCAAGAAUUAGUGGGUAGCGGAGUAGUGGAAUACAUAGACACCCUGGAGGAAGAGACCGUAAUGAUAGCCAUGUCACCCGAUGACCUCAGACAGGACAAGGAAUAUGCGUAUUGUACGACGUAUACGCACUGCGAGAUUCAUCCGGCGAUGAUUUUGGGCGUGUGCGCUUCUAUCAUACCGUUCCCCGAUCACAAUCAGAGUCCUAGGAACACCUAUCAGAGCGCCAUGGGUAAACAAGCUAUGGGCGUGUACAUUACGAACUUUCACGUGCGCAUGGAUACUUUGGCCCACGUGCUGUACUAUCCUCACAAACCGUUGGUCACGACAAGAUCCAUGGAGUACCUCAGGUUCCGCGAGUUACCGGCCGGCAUUAACAGCAUCGUCGCGAUCCUGUGUUACACGGGAUACAAUCAGGAGGACAGCGUCAUCCUGAAUGCGAGCGCCGUCGAGCGGGGCUUCUUCAGAUCGGUAUUUUAUCGUUCUUACAAGGAGGCCGAGUCGAAGAAGAUCGGCGAUCAGGAGGAGCAGUUCGAGAAACCGUCGCGCCUGACUUGCCAGGGAAUGCGUAACGCUAUAUACGACAAGUUGGACGACGACGGAAUUAUCGCGCCUGGAAUUCGAGUGUCGGGCGACGACGUGAUCAUAGGAAAGACGAUCACUUUGCCGGAAACGGACGAUGAGCUGGAUAGUACAACGAAGCGUUUUACGAAACGCGACGCGUCGACUUUCUUGCGAAACAGCGAGACCGGUAUAGUCGAUCAGGUGAUGUUGACGCUGAACAGCGAGGGAUACAAAUUCUGCAAGAUCCGCGUGCGCAGCGUACGCAUUCCGCAGAUCGGCGACAAAUUUGCGUCGCGUCACGGGCAAAAGGGUACAUGCGGGAUUCAGUACAGGCAGGAGGACAUGCCGUUCUCAUGCGAGGGUCUUACCCCCGACAUUAUUAUCAAUCCUCACGCUAUCCCCUCUCGUAUGACUAUCGGUCACUUGAUAGAAUGCAUCCAGGGGAAGGUUUCUGCCAAUAAAGGUGAGAUCGGUGACGCUACGCCGUUUAACGAUGCCGUGAAUGUGCAAAAGAUUUCCACGCUCUUGCAAGAAUACGGUUAUCAGUUGCGUGGAAACGAGGUGAUGUACAACGGACAUACGGGCCGUAAAAUCAACGCGCAAGUCUUUUUGGGCCCGACGUAUUAUCAACGUUUGAAGCAUAUGGUAGACGAUAAGAUCCACAGUAGAGCGAGAGGACCUGUGCAGAUUUUAGUUAGACAGCCUAUGGAGGGUCGAGCGAGGGACGGUGGACUUCGUUUCGGAGAGAUGGAGCGGGAUUGUCAAAUCUCUCACGGCGCAGCGCAAUUUCUACGAGAACGUCUGUUCGAAGUGUCGGAUCCAUAUAGAAUUCACAUAUGCAACUUCUGCGGCUUAAUUGCUAUCGCAAAUUUGCGCAACAACACUUUCGAGUGCAAAGGAUGCAAGAACAAGACGCAAAUCUCGCAAGUUAGAUUGCCGUACGCGGCGAAGUUACUUUUCCAAGAGCUAAUGGCAAUGAAUAUCGCACCUAGACUUAUGAUACACUGAAGGAGCUCCAGUCCUCUGUAAAUAAUUUAUUUUUAUUAUGUAAAAAUAUCACCGACUUAUUGUAUAUAUACAGUUUGCAUACAAUAUUGUCGUACAAUGAAACAUGAAAGACAGAUUGAAAAACAACUUUUAAGUUUCAUAACAUGAUAUCAACAGGUAUUUAUUAUUACUGAAAUGGUAGUGAACUUUAUACAUAGAUUAACCUUCAGAUUUAAUGUUUGUGAUAAUAAAAUUGAUUCACUCUGCCAAUUA